AUGCAGAGCACCACCGCCGACUCCAAGGAGUCUUCCACAAAUUUACCCAAGACACAGAAUCCCGUUCUUCAAUCCCAUGUUCGGCCUGGAGCAAAUUCCCCAGAUUCGACCGAAAAAGACUUGGAAACUGCCAAUGUUGGAAAUGCCACGCAAGCCGGUGUGCAAAAUAUCGAGGCCGUCUCAAUGACCUGGACGACCUGGUCCUUGGUGAUGGCAUAUAUAGGCAUAUUUCUCAUCUCCUUCACAACUUCACUUGAAGGACAGGUGGUGGCUUCACUGGCUGUUUUUGCUACAAGCUCAUUCAAUGACCACUCUUUAAUUUCAACAGUAUUGGUGAUCCAAAAUGUCGUCAAUGCCGUCAUCAAAGCCCCCAUGGCCAAAAGCGCCGAUGUUUUUGGUCGACUCGAAGCCUUCUCCGUUUCAAUCUUCCUCGCGGUCCUCGGCGGUGUUACAAUGGCCACCUCCACCAACGUCCGAACCUAUGCCGCAGCGCAAAUCUUCUACGCAGCUGGUUCUACCGGUCUCCAAAUCCUCCAGCAGAUUUUCAUCGCCGAUACAACUGAUCUCCUCAAUCGUGCUUUAUGGUCUAGUCUCCCGCAGAUUCCUUUCCUGAUCACCGUAUGGAUUGGAGCACCGAUCGGAGACAAGAUCUUAAAAACUACAACUUGGAGAUGGGGUUAUGGUAUUUGGUGUAUUAUUUUACCAGUCGUCUUUUUACCAUUGGCAAUGUCUCUAUUCCUCAACAACAGGAAAGCAAAGAGAGCUGGCCUUACUGCCCCAUCCCCCUUGAAAGGAUUAGGCCCGAUUUCAAUCAUGAAAACUCUGUGGAAUGAUUUGGAUAUCGGUGGCAUGAUUUUGUUAAGUGCCGCUUUUGCCCUCAUCUUGAUCCCACUUACCAUUGCAUCGAAAGCCGCAGAUGGAUGGUCUAGCCCAGAUAUCAUCGCAAUGAUUGUUCUCGGAGUGGUCUGUCUCCUGACCUUCCCAGUUUGGGAAUCCAUCAAGAAAGUUGCACCCCAUCCACUCAUUCCCCUUGGUCUCCUCAAAUCCCGCACAUUUUGUGCAGGAUGUGGCAUUGGGUUUUUCUACUUUAUGGCUUUUUUCCUCUCAGUCCAACCAUACUUCUACUCCUAUCUUCUCGUAGUCCAAGGCCUAUCCAUCCCCGCCGCAGGUCACGUCACCCAAGUAUUCUCCUUCACAGCAACCAUCUCAUCCGUCAUCGUCUCCCUCCUCAUCAAAUACACCAAAUUCUACAAACCCUACAUAACCAUCGGCGCCCUCAUCUACCUCAUGGGAAUCGGCCUCAUGUACCACUACCGUCAAGAAAACUCCUCCAUCGCCCAAAUCAUCGGCACCCAAAUCGCAGUUGGUAUCGGCGGCGGCAUGCUCAACGUCCCCGCCCAACUCGCCGUCCAAGCUUCAGUCCCCAGCCAUCAAAAUGUCGCGGUCGCUACAGCAGUCUAUCUCACCUGUGUGGAAAUGGGCGGAGCAGUCGGAAGCGCUAUUGCGGGUGUGAUUUGGGGCCAUGAAAUCCCAAAGAAGUUGGCGGAAUAUUCAAACAUCAUCGAUAGUCAGGCCGUCUAUAAUAGUAUUAAUAAUGCGCUGGCGUAUCCAAUGGGAAGUGAGGAGAGAAUGGCGAUUAAUCGCGCGUAUCAGGAGACGAUGCAUAAGUUGCUUUUGGUGGCGCUUUGUGUUAGUGCGCCGGUGGUGGUGCUGUCGUUGGUGGUUAGGAAUGAUAGGUUGGGGGCGGGGAAGGAUGAUAAUGUUAAGGGGAGGGUUAUUGGAGGGAAGGUGGAGGUAAGGGGGAAGGAGUGA
This is a messenger RNA of Sclerotinia borealis F-4128, 1812 nucleotides long. Lineage: Eukaryota; Fungi; Ascomycota; Leotiomycetes; Helotiales; Sclerotiniaceae. The record is from the annotation of a GenBank genome assembly.